Messenger RNA from Calypte anna (Anna's hummingbird), 2600 nucleotides. Its product is annotated as endothelin-2. Gene Ontology annotation, biological process: regulation of vasoconstriction; intracellular calcium ion homeostasis; vein smooth muscle contraction. Gene Ontology annotation, molecular function: endothelin B receptor binding; hormone activity. Gene Ontology annotation, cellular component: extracellular region. The coding region runs from base 51 to 587 and encodes 178 amino acids. The record is from RefSeq and is a predicted model, not a curated record. NCBI's taxonomy places the organism in Eukaryota, Metazoa, Chordata, Aves, Apodiformes, Trochilidae. The transcript has 5 exons.
UCAGACCUUCCAACUCUCUCCAGCCCCCACCCUCUCCCAGACCCACCGCCAUGCCCAGCCACCCCGCCGCUCUCCUGCUGCUGGCCUGCGCCCUCUGCGCCCUCCUAGGAGAUGGUAUGGGCUCUCCUCCUCCUCCUUUGGGGUCCCUCCUGGCCGCAGCCAGUGCUGAGCACCCCAGGACCAAGCGCUGCUCCUGCAACAGCUGGAUGGAUAAGGAAUGCAUCUACUUCUGUCACCUGGAUAUCAUCUGGGUCAACACCCCGGGACACACCGCUCCCUAUGGCUUGGGAAGCCCGCCAAGGCGGCGCAAGAGAUCGCUCAGCAGGUGCCAAUGCUCACACUCCAGGGACAGCAUCUGUGCCACCUUCUGCCAGGUGAAGCCUGGGUACCUCCAGAGUCUGAAGCAGCCAAUGAACUCUGGAGCAUCAGUGGAGCCUCCACAGAGGCCUUCCCAUCACAGCCUGCUGAGAGCUCUCAGGGGUCUGGCUGUCUCCAGUCUGCUGCUCAGCAAGCACCAGCAUCGCUCGCAGAGGAGUGCCCAGCCAGUUCUGCCUUGGAAGAAAAACAUCUGGAAGAAGAAGAGAUAAGAAACAGGUGCAUACCAAGUUCACCAGAAGAAUUUGGAGUCCUGUGGGUGCCUCUGACUCAGCUGUUGGUAGCUAGAGCUGCAGGGAAGGCCACGAGUGGAGGGGGGAAGAAGUGGAAGUCUGCAGGCUCCUGUUGUGUAAACCAGUGCUGCCUGUGCACUCCAGAGACUGCUGUAAAGGGAAAACUCUCUCUCUAUACAGUCCUAGAUGUGUCGUGGAGCUGAAUUGUGCCUUUUUGGAUCAGCAAGGGUCUUGCUGGUAGAGUACUAGCUUAACUCUGCCCUGCAGCCCUUGGCAGAGGCUCAGCCCGUGCUGGGUGGGUGAAGGGCUCCCAAAGCAGUGGAUCUGUGCAGUGCUGGCCCUGGCAGCUCUGAGCCCCUCUCACCUCUGAGCAUGGUUCCAGCUUAGCCCUACUUGGGUGGUUUGGAGAUAAACUGCCUCCAGCAGGACCUGCCCAACGAGCCCACCUUUGCACUUUUUUCUCUUACCUGUCAGACAGUGUGAUGUGCAUCUGAAUGAGACUCCCAUGGCAAAACAGCUCCUAGAUUUUUAUUAAAACUAAUCAUAUAUAUAUAUGUAUAUAUAUAUCUGGAAGCCUGAAAGCCAACUGAGUAUUCAGUGGUAUUCUCUGGCUGAGACAUUCCUUGAAGGGCCAUCCUUAAGUGACUCUUCUUUAGGUGGAGCAGAGUUUGCUUACCCCAGAGCUUGCAUCAAACCCAGGUGUGAUCCCUGCCCUUGGGCCAUGGCAGCAGCAGGCAGGGGGGGGGCUGAAGGGAGCUGGAAUUCUGCAGGAGCCCCAUGCACACAGCCCCCCACAGCCUGGCUCCACGACAGAGCUGAGCUGCUCAUCUGGAGGGGUUCAGUGCUGUGAAGGUCUCAGGAGAUGAGAUGCACCCUUAGCAUGGGGUAGAGUAUUCCCAGCUCUUCACCUUAUCUCCCAGUUUGCUUUCAGCUCUGCCCAAAGGGAGAGGCCAGGAGCAGGGAAGGUGGGUGGUGGGAAAAUAGCAUGCAAAGGCUUGCUUGCUGCUUGGCUUAGAUCAGGUCUCUGAGUUGGACUUUAUACAAGGAGUGGGCAGUACCGGGCCAGCACCUCACUGCAGGAGGAGAAAUAGGAGCAGAGGAUGAGCUGGGGGCAGCCAGGUGGGAUUGGUGUUGCAAAAAGGAUGGAUGACUGGGAAGAGAGCAGAACACUGUCUGCACAGCUGUAGGAGGAUGGAUGGAAAUCCCUGCCACGGCUGCUCCCCCAGGCCUGGAGCAGCUCAGUGCUGCUGGCUCGGAGGAGGGAGGAAAAAACACUGAGCCCAGGACCUAGAAACCAACCUUGUAGGCAAACAUGAUCUCGAGGCUCUGGAGCUGUAACACAAAUGCACUUUUGUUUGCCUGGGCAAAUUGGCUUCUAUUGGAAAUUGUGGAUUUCUGCAGCUGUCACCUGGUUCAUGCAGAUCAAUAAUUGCUCUCCUGGAACCACUGUUGGGUCCCCCUUGCUGCCCAAUCCAGUAUUACACAUAAGCAUUUAAAAAAAGGCUACUUGAUGUUGGUGGUGGACCAAAAUCUGUGGCUGUUGCAAGUGUAGUCCCAUUGGACAUUGAAAAGACUUUGAUUUUUUUUUAUUUUUUUUUUUGCUUGGUGCCCUAGAGAGGGGAGAAAUGAGACCAAUUGAUUGUACUGUAAACGAAAACCAGCAAAUUGAUCAUUUGGUCCCUAAAGCUGCAGAGAAACUUUUCUGUAUUUGACCUUCUGAAGGUUUGAGUCAUUCUAAAAACAAACAAACAAAAAAAAAAAUCCUGAAGGGUUUUGUUUCAGAGGAAACUUUGCACAUGCUUUAAUGUGAGCCUAGUAAUUUAAAAUAAAACUACUGCUGUAAAGUACUAUGUAUAUCUCCUUGUGUGUAUAAUGUCCCAUCUUUAAGUGACUUACUGCACACAUGCCAUAUGUAGCAUCCUGAAAUCUGUAUAUUUAUUUAAAUCUAUUGAUUUUUUUUUUACAGUAAUUUGCAAAAUUUAAUUUGUAAUA